AUGGCAAACAAAGUGGCCGAUGCUUCAAAACCGCCUGUCGCUCCGCCUGGAUCGCAGUUGUCGUUUGACGAUCAGCUUGAACGCCUUGAUUUCUCGGGUGAUGCCAUUGACGCAGCUUUAAGGAAGCUAUUGGCCUUAGUACAAUUACCCAAAGAGGCUCAACAGAUUGAUCGUGCUAUGCAAGACUUCGCAAGUCGAUAUCAUGAAUGCAAUCCAGAUUUGAUGCAUAGUCCAGAUACCAUCUAUGCAAUUGCAUUUUCGAUCCUUUUGCUUCAUACCGACGCACACAACAAGAAUGUCCGACACAAGAUGAACAAGGAUACCUUUAUUGCUCAUACCAAGUUGAUUGAUGAAAGUGAAGAUAUACCCAAUGAGAUCCUGGAUAUCAUGUAUGACAACAUUGUGUCUACCGAAUUUACAUAUGCCGAGCAGCAAUCAAGUGACGAUGAUGAAGUCAACAAGACAUCAUGGCUAGGACGACUAGUUUGGAAUGAAAGCACAACUUCAGUGGUAGGCAACAGCAACAACAACAAUACAUCUUUAUACUCGAACGAUGAUUUGAUAUCACGGUUGACUCAGCUCAUGCCAGAUACAAACACUUGCCAUUAUACGCGACGCGAUAUCAACAUCAAAGAGAUCCACAUGGCAUUUCAGGAUAUACGAUACUUGUAUCUAUCGGGUGUAAGAAGCAGGCAACAACAUCAACGUCUAUUAUGGAGCAAUGGUGGUAGUGGUGAUGAUAGCAGUGAUCAAUCCAUGUACCGUGUACGCGUGGUGAAAGCGGCAGUGAUGGAGCGUAAAUACGACUUGUUACCAGGUGGCAAGCGUACAAGCACACGUGGAUGGCGUUCCUUUGGUGUCGCUUUGACAGGCAGUCAAAUUGUCUUUUUUUCUGAUACGGCGGCUUUUUCAGCAUGGCUUGAGAAUGAUGAUGUUGACGAUGAUGAUCAACAACGGCAACAACUCACCCCAACAAAGUCAACAAGCAAUCGACCUUACCUUCCAUUCUUGCACCCAUCGAUUUCUACAACAACCAUCAGCACCAACGCUGUAUCAUUCACAUCCACUUUUAUGACCCCAUCACCAUCACUACCAGCAGCAUCAAGCAAUCAUGCCAUAUUACGGCCUGUACAGAUCAUAUCGUUGGAGAAUGCAGUGUGCGUCUACGAUGAAUCAUAUACCAAAUAUCCACACGUGAUGCGGCUUUUAACAGGAGACGGCCAACAAUUCCUAUUCAAGGCCAAGGAUAAUGAUGAUUUGGAUGAUUGGAUGGCCAAGAUCAAUUACGUUGCUACCGCAAAGACAAAAGGCGUGCGAUUACGACCCGUCAGUGACAACCACAUGGAAAAGAUUAGGGUGACCAUUGAAUCGUUGGAUGAGCAUAUAGUGGAACUGCAGCGAUCCAUUGAUAAGGAUUUGAUGCUCCGACGUAAUCUGUUGGUAUUGGAACCAAUGCAACGAUCGACAAGGGAAAGGAUGAUAUCUUACGCCGAGACGUUGGGUCGACAAUUACGGCAAAAAUGGUCAGUGAUGCAACAGCUUUUAUGCUAUCAUGCUUUUUGCAAAAUGGCCUUGGCACAUCCCACUAUCACUGGGCGUCGAUUUGAUCGAUCAGCAACAGCACCUAUUCUUCUCAGCAAUCAUCACCAUGAUGAGGAUGAUAAUGACCAUCGACAACAUCAACAACAACAACGUCUUGCUGUACGUGACAACAACAACAACAACCAUCAUCAUUCUCUUGAACGUCGAUUAUCUUGUCCCCCAUUUCCUUUUGAGAUUGAUGACAACCACCCUGGAUCGACAACAACACCAACAACAACUGCACAGACAUUGAAUGUCCCAUCCUCAUCUUUAUUGGAUCGACGAAACAGGAGCAACAGCAAUCCUUCUCAUGAUCACAAGGAACUAAAAUCAAGAGGAAGAAGUGGAUCUGCAGUGUCAUCGAGUAGUGUAAAUGAUGAGAUAUCGCUAGAAAAUGAUGAACAUGAAGGAUCGGAUACCCAUCAGCAGCAUUGA
Messenger RNA from Lichtheimia ornata, 2016 nucleotides. RefSeq lists its product as uncharacterized. The coding region runs from base 1 to 2016 and encodes 671 amino acids. Gene Ontology annotation, biological process: regulation of ARF protein signal transduction. The record is from RefSeq and is a predicted model, not a curated record. The transcript has 6 exons. Gene Ontology annotation, molecular function: guanyl-nucleotide exchange factor activity. Lineage: Eukaryota; Fungi; Mucoromycota; Mucoromycetes; Mucorales; Lichtheimiaceae.